This is a messenger RNA of Penicillium mononematosum, 711 nucleotides long. RefSeq lists its product as uncharacterized. The transcript has 3 exons. NCBI's taxonomy places the organism in Eukaryota, Fungi, Ascomycota, Eurotiomycetes, Eurotiales, Aspergillaceae. Gene Ontology annotation, cellular component: outer membrane. The coding region runs from base 1 to 711 and encodes 236 amino acids. The record is from RefSeq and is a predicted model, not a curated record.
AUGGCAGAUCCAUACAACGCUUACAACUCACACUCAACCCCUACGCCGAGCGGGGUUGGCUACUAUCCCCCAGAAGGUCAGCCUCAGUACCCGGUAUAUGGCCAGCCAUACGGAAACCAAGAGCCGUACCAUUACCCCGAAUCAGAGCAAUACAACCCCGGACCAGAGCCUUAUCAGCCUAGUCCGAACCCAAACCAGGCCUAUGCUCCACAGCAAAGUUCAUACCACCUUGCGCCCGAGCCAUAUGGAUCCUCCAUGGAGAGAAGCCAUACGCCGACAGGGCAGCCAGACUACCUUGGGCCAGUGACUUCAACAGGAUAUCAACAUGCGCAAGACAGAAUCCCCGAGAACGCAGAAUACUACAACGACCAUCCAGCCGACAAACCACGGUACACACCCUCCGCAAGUCCCCACCCUCCCGCCGUCUAUGUAUCCGAACCAGAAGAUUCGCAGCACACUCGCGAACAGCGCUCCGAUACAGACACCGACACUGACCGGGGUAUGGACCGUGGGCUCGGCGGUUCGCUCGCUGGCGGCAUGGCGGGCUAUUACCUUGGUCAUAAGAAAGAACAUGGCUUGCUGGGUGCGAUUGGCGGUGCUCUACUUGGGAACUUCCUGGAGGACAAAGUGAAGGAUCACAAGAAGCAUGACGAUGAUAUUCUCGUCAUGCCAGCCAUUCGAGGCACCGCGAUGAAGAUGAAUACUGAGUGA